CUAUGUUUUUUGACGUUUGAUAAAAAAAUAUUGUUUUGGUUUUCGGUUGGAAUUCAAUUUGAAUCAAGACGGGUUUUUAUUUUCAAUUGAUGAUUUUCAAGAGGUCCUCUGUAAAAAAUAUUGAUAUUUGAUUACCUGUUUGGGGCAGUCCUGUAUAGUGUAUUUGAAAUAGACAUCACCUCGAAGCUCUACAAUAAAAUGAAAAUGGAUGAAAAUGGAACGACCAGCACAAUGGAGGAAAAAUGUGAAUAUCUAAUGAACAUAGUUGUCGAAUCACGCAAGCAAUAUGGCAAAAUGUGUAUAGAUUACGAUCAAAAGAAAUCUGUGGUUGAAAACAAAAUGUUGAAACUUCAACUCAAUAAUAUCACUUCUUGUCGAUUCAAAGCAAAGAAUAUACCACAAGUAAAUACUGAUGGUAUGAAAAAGGAUGUGGAAGAUUUUACGAAUGAAAUUUCACUGUCACAAAGGAGAUUGAAUGACCUAAGUAAUAAUGUGAAAGACAUGCAAAGCAUAGUUUUGCAGUUGAAAAAUGAUACGGUCGGACAAAAGUUGAAAAAGAAAAUCACUGCGGAUGCUCUAUUGGCUGAAGCUAAGAGGAAAAAUAAUAAAUGAUACUUAUUUCCUAGUUUUU
Messenger RNA from Maniola jurtina (meadow brown), 631 nucleotides. RefSeq lists its product as uncharacterized. The coding region runs from base 199 to 612 and encodes 137 amino acids. Lineage: Eukaryota; Metazoa; Arthropoda; Insecta; Lepidoptera; Nymphalidae. The transcript is spliced from 2 exons. The record is from RefSeq and is a predicted model, not a curated record.